Molecule: messenger RNA, 14979 nt
Organism: Aspergillus nomiae NRRL 13137
Lineage: Eukaryota; Fungi; Ascomycota; Eurotiomycetes; Eurotiales; Aspergillaceae
Product: putative nonribosomal peptide synthase
Exons: 4
Biological process (GO): secondary metabolite biosynthetic process; amino acid activation for nonribosomal peptide biosynthetic process
Cellular component (GO): cytoplasm
Molecular function (GO): catalytic activity; phosphopantetheine binding
Source: RefSeq, a predicted model, not a curated record
AUGGGCUCCGGAGACUCUAACCCGCAUUUCGUCCCCCUUCUAGCACAAAAGCACAGGGACCUGAAACCUGGCCUACUGCCACUUGACGCCACAAUUUCCGCUAUUGAGAAAGAAACCCACAAAUCUAAGACACCCUCAAAGAAUGCAUUUGCAAGGGCCAAUGGCCGGAAAUAUCAUCAUACCGUUCCUGGAGGAUGGCAGGAACAGGCACCCAAAAUCGCAGACCAAUGCCAUUGCACGGUAGACGAAAUUGAAGAUAUAUACCCAUGUACCCCUCUGCAAGAAGGAAUGAUGGCGCUCACACUUAAAGACUCUACAGCAUACACAGUGAUGUACAAGUAUCACUUGCCAUACAACAUCGACAUUGAUCGUUUGAGGUCAGCCUGGGAUCAGGCUACCCAAGCGAACCCGAUACUACGCACACGGAUAGUUCCCACCCAACACAGCAAUUGUAUGCAAGUGGUGCUCCAGGAGCCUAUUCCCUGGGUCGUCUGUGAAGGGUAUAACGCCAGUGGCGAAGACGUGGUCAGCCCUGGUGCUACACGAAAUCCAGACGAAGACAGAAACGAUCAGUCACGUACCAUAUGGCAGCCAGGGUCUCCGCUCGCAAGGCUGAUAUGGGAUCCCUCAGCACAUAUCCUGACGGCAUUAAUGCACCAUGCGCUCUGCGAUGACUGGUCAAUGAGGAUUUUGCUGCACGACGUGGAUGCGGCAUACCAGGGGCAAGUAUUGGUACCCCGACCGUUUCGACCAUUGAUCGAGUACAUUGAGCAAUCGAAAGAUAGAUCUGCGGCAUUCUGGAGAGAGAAGUUUGACAAUGCACACCAGAGCGAGAUGACGGCCUUUCCAUCUCUGCCAAUCCCUGGAUACAACCCCAUCUUGUCACAGGAAUUGACACAAACCUUCCCCUGCAGUCAGGACCGCAGGCUAGCGUUCCCCAUAAACGCCAAGAUUCGACUGGCCUGGGCCAUGUUACAGUCUUUGUAUACGCGCUCAGGCGAUGUGCUCUUUGGAGCAAUCGAUACUGGUCGUGGCAUACCUUUGAAAGGCAUUGAUGAGCUGAGCGGGCCAGCCUUGGUCUGUGUCCCAGUACGGGUCCAGCUUCAGCCGCAGCGGACCAUUGCGGACGCACUUAAAGCCAUUCAGUACCAGUACGCAGACACAAUGGAGUUUGCACAUAUCGGCCUUCAGCACCUGAUGCACCUUGGCCCCGAUACAGCCGCAGGGUGUCGCUUCAACACGUUGCUCGCUGUGGAGCCAGAGCACAGCGACCCAGUCCCCUCGAUAUUCAAGCAUAAUUGGGAGAUCCAGAAGACGUAUGAUACGUACCCGUUGAUAUUGCGGUGCCGGCCAUCGUCCCGGUCCCUGACGAUUCAAGCAACGUUUGAUCCGGCGAUACUAGAACCACAGCAGACGAAUCGUAUUUUGCAUCAGCUGGUAAAUAUAUACUCUCAAUUGGAGGGGCAACCCGAAUUAAAAUUGUCCGAAGUCGACAUACUCAGCCCUAAAGAUCGACAGAGUCUCUCUACCUGGAAUCUGCCAAUUCCUUCAAUGACAAUGAACACAGUGCCCGAGCUGAUUCACGAGAUGGCUCUUAAACAACCCCAAGAGACGGCGAUCUGUAGCUGGGACGGCAAUCUCACUUAUGAUCAGCUUGACCGCCUCUCACAUGCUCUUAUGAUUCGAUUCAAGAAACAUGGCGUCGCGCCGGGCGUUUUCGUCCCGCUCUGUCUGGAAAAGUCAAUGUGGAUGGGGCUUGCGAUGAUAGGAGUCAUGAAGGCUGGCGGAGCUUUUGUCUUACUGGAUCCAUCGUAUCCUGUAAGCAGGCUUCGUCAGAUGUGUGAGGCUGUCAAAUCAUCUUUAGUAGCCAGCACAAGUGAGACCCGUAACCUCGCAUCACGACUCGGGCCACGAGUCCUGGUGAUCGACGAGGAAGACCCUCAAUUGCUUCUUCAACAGGUACGGAGCUGUGAUGGUAAUCACCCUAUAGCCAGCUGUUCUACCGAAGACCCUAUGUAUGCUACCUUCACCUCUGGCUCGACAGGGGCCCCCAAAGGGGUGGUGGUCGAACAAGGAGGGUAUGCGACGAGUGCUACGGCCCAUGCAGAACAGUACAACUUCACACCACAUUCCCGUGUUCUGCAAUUUGCCUCCCCGGGAUUUGACUCAUGUAUUAUUGAACAUAUUAGUACGCUUAUUAAGGGUGGAUGCGUCUGUGUUCCAAAUGGCCAUGAGUGCCACAGCCGCCUGGCACACACGAUCAAUAAAUAUAGUGUGAACAACGCUUGCCUCACUCCGUCUGUGGCGCGGAUCCUCACACCGGAAGACCUUCCUACCCUUCAAGACCUUGCCCUUGUCGGAGAGCCUGUCCUCGAUGGUGACAUCGCACGGUGGGAGCCAUUCGUUCAUCUGCGGAAUGCAUAUGGUCCAGCAGAAUGCUCCGCUGUAUUCAGCGUUCAGCCAAGCUUAACCGAGCAUGAUCCGAAGAAUAUUGGUUUCCCAACGGGCGGCGUCGGAUGGGUUGUGCACCCUGACGACUCUCAGAUCCUGAUGCCAGUGGGUAGUACUGGCGAGCUGCUGAUUGAAGGCCCAAUUGUUGGACCCGGAUAUAUUUCUAACCCUGUGCUAACAGCUCAGACCUUCAUUCAUCCCCCGAAGUGGAGGCAGCAGUUUGGCGACGUCCAUGGCCGCAUGUACAAGACGGGCGACCUGGUACAGACUACAGAUACUGGCAGCUUUCGAUACUUAGGGCGCAAGGACACCCAAGUGAAGCUCCACGGACAGCGCAUCGAAUUAGGUGAAAUAGAGCACCUUUUGCAGUCCAUUGCGUUUACCGAUGCUCCACAAGUCGUUGUGGAAAUCGUACAGGACAACAAUUUCCACCCUCCAGUAGACACACUUACUGCAUUUAUUUGUUGGCCAGCCGCGCCAGAUGCUACGAAUGAUCAAGAGCUGGAUGGCAGUGCUUUCCUUGCUCCUAACGACGCCUUCCGCCAGGCAUGUACGAUUGCCGAGUCCCAGUUAUCGAACUUGCUGCCGUCGUUCAUGGUCCCCAAACUGUUUCUUCCUGUCGGUCAGAUGCCGUUGACGCCCAGUGGAAAGCUGAAUCGUCGCCAGCUACGAGUAGACGCUGGCACACUCUCUGCUGACACCAUGAAAUCGUACCGAGCAGCACCGUGCUCAUUACAGCCUCCCUCCACCCCCGAAGAAGUCCUCCUGCAAAGCAUCUGGGCACAGGUUCUGAACAAAAGCGCAGACGACAUUGGUGUAACUGAGAGUUUCUUCAACCUCGGUGGGGAUUCAGUGAGUGCCAUGCAAGUUGGUGCCAACUGCCAAACCGCUGGCUAUACGGUUAGUGUCGCCGACAUAUUUCAAUUUCCCACCAUAACUCAACUGGCACACAAUAUGAAACCAGUCAGCAGCUAUCGUCCCAAUGUCACCAAGGAACUCCCAGAAGACACCUGGUUCAGGCUUUCUCCCGUCCAGCAAUUGUUCUUUGAGGUAUGUCCAGAUGGACAUAAUCGGUUUACCCAACAAUUCCUACUGCGCCUUUCGAUAUUGCAGGAGAGCACUCGUAUUUGGAAGGCAAUAGAAGCAAUUGUGCUUCGACAUUCAAUGCUAAGGGCUCAGUUCCGUCGAUCCCCUGCUGGGAUUUGGGAGCAAAGGAUACUUAAGUAUAGUGGUGAUUGCUUUAUCUUUCGGGAACAUACGGUACAGCGUCUCGACAGUGGUAUCAAAGACAUUCUCUUACAGAGUCAAAGCUUGCUAGAUAUUGGGGCUGGAAGACUACUUGUUGUUGAUCUCAUAACAACGCCCACAGGAGAGCAAUACAUCUCGCUAAUGGCACAUCAUCUGGUGAUAGACCUCGUGUCUUGGCGUGUCCUCCUGCAGGAUCUGGAAGACUUCCUCGCCGCAGGUACAUUAGCAGGUCCGACCCCUCUAACCUUUCAGCAAUGGUGCCACCUUCAAGAAGAGUAUGUUGCAGAAUGCCUUGACCCACAAAAAGCAUUACCAACCAAGGUGCCCCCGGCACCGCUGUCUUACUGGGGCGGGCAGUCCUUGGUGGAUAGGAACACCUGGUCAGAGGCAAAGCAGCAUUCUUUCACUGUCUCACCACAGGCGACACAGGCAAUCUUGGGCUCUGGCAAUGAUGCCUUUCGCACUCGCCCGGUCGAGCUGAUGCAUGCUGCCCUGCUGUACUCCUUCCUCCAAAUAUUCGACGAUCGAAAACCACCCGCUCUCUUUACAGAGGGCCAUGGUCGUGAGCCAUGGGAUUCGCACAUCGACCUUUCUCGCACAGUCGGUUGGUUCACGACCCUGGCUCCCGUAUGGGCGCCGGUGAGCAGGGGCGAAAACAUGUCCACAUUCGUACUGCGCGUGAAGGAGGCUCGUCGUGGCAUUCCUGCUAAUGGAUGGACAUAUUUUUCCUCGCGCUACCUACACCCGCAAGGCCGCCACUACCAUCGGGGACAAUCGCCCAUGGAGAUCCUGUUCAACUACACAGGAUUGUUUCAGCAGCUGGAGCGUCAAGAUGCGCUCCUGGAACUUGCUGCAAUCCCCGACCAUGGGAUCAUUGAGAUGCCCGAGGAUAUGCCUCGUUUUGCCCUCAUCGAUGUGUCUGCAGUGGUAAUGAAUGGCCAACUUAAUAUCUCAUUUAUGUACAAUCGACACAUGUGUCAUCAGGACAAACUUGAAAAAUGGUUCCAUGAAUGUGAGAGGACAUUCGAGGACCUGCCAAAAGCACUCAAAGGGCAUCGACAGCUUGCUCCGUCCGACUUUCCACUCUUGUCGAUCGGCAACGAUGGGCAAUUCGAGAAAUUGAUGCUUGAGAUCGGUCGUCGAGCCCAUCUUUCCGAGAUUGAAGAUAUUUACCCAUGCUCGCCAGCUCAAACUGGCAUGUGGCUAAGUCAAACCAAAGAUCCCCAGAAAUAUUGGUCGAGACUACAAUGGUCACUCUAUCCAUCCACAGACCUCAGUACGCCUGUGAGCAUUACUCAGGUCAAACAUGCAUGGCAAAAGGUGGUCGACCUUCAUCCUAUCCUUCGGACUGUAUUCUUUAUCGAUCCGAGUCUGGGCUGUGAGCCUUUACAAGUAGUCCUUAAGGCAGCCAAGGCAGAUAUCGAGGACUGCGAAGUGCAGACAUGGGCACCGGCGGAUGAAAUGCUCCCUUUGCUUGUUGAUCACCGCGGCGAGUCUAACAUGAUUCCUGCUCACCGACUCAAAGUCCACACGAUGCCAGAUGAUAGUGUUCGCUGUGAACUCGUGAUUAACCAUAUGCUAGUCGACGGUUACACGCAACAGAUCUUUCUCAAGGACCUUCAACAGGCGUAUGACGAUCUAGGGCCUCAGCCUGUCGCUCCUCCAUACAGUGAUUAUAUCGCGUAUAUCCACGGCCAGUCCGAGGUAGAAUCGAAAGCAUAUUGGCAACGUUAUCUGGAUGGGGUUCAACCAUGUCUCUUCCCUCGACUGAGUGUCUCCCCUCCGUCGGACCAGAAAGCGCUCCGCUCCUCGAGUUUUACAUUAGAUAAUGCCCAGUGCUUACGACACUUCUGUCAACGCCAUGCGACCACUAUCCCUAAUCUUUUCCAGGUAGCCUGGGGCCUUCUGCUGCAAGCAUAUACAGGGUCCGACAAUGUGUGCUUUGGCUUCUUGGUGUCGGCCCGAGAUAUUCCUCUCCCUGAUGUUCAGGAGAUUGCAGGCCCUAUUAUAAAUCUUCUCGUGUGCAGGCAUUCUUUCGAUCAACAAGAAUUGAUCUCUUCGACGCUUUCAAAUAGCCAGGUCGCAUAUGGGCGUGGCCUGGAUAACAGACAUAGCCCACUAACAGAUAUUAUACACUCUCUUGGCCUGACUGGUCGGCCCCUGUUUAACACAGCACUAUCGCUACAGAGGGCAAACGAUAAAACAGAGCCGUCAUCGCCUAGUACGGUGAUCAGAAAUCGGGGUGGCUGUGAUGCAACGGAGUACGAUUUGACUCUCAAUUUAUUUGAGAGAGAGAACACUAUAGAGGCAGAUUUGAGCUAUUGGUCGUAUAUAUUGACAGAGUUACAAGCAGAGCUAAUUACUGCCACCUUCCAACAUAUCGUCUCGCAGCUUGUAUCUGGAGUGUUGGACCAGCUAGGUCAGCUUGACCUGGUCAGUCAGUUGAAUCGGGAUUGCAUCAUGGACUGGAAUAAGCAAGCCCCGGUUAGUGUGCGAAGCUACAUUCAUGAUGAAAUAGGGAAAUUCGCCAUCAAGAACCCUUCGUCGCCUGCAGUGGCUGCGUCCGAUGGAUCCUUGACCUAUGCGGAGUUAGACCAAUUUUCAACCAUACUGGCAGGACGCCUUUCGCAGUAUGGCGUCGGCCCUGGUGCCCUGGUGCCAUUAUAUGCCGAUAAGUCUCGAUGGGUAAUUGUUGGGGUACUGGGAGUCCUGAAAGCUGGUGGUGCAUUCGUGUUAUUGGAUCCGUGCCACCCCAUGGAGCGACUACGAGAGAUAGUGAAGAGUGACCUCCACAGCCAGCUCAUUCUCACUUGUGCAAGGCUCGCAUCCCUAGCAGGGACAAUUGCAGAUACCGUGAUUGUGCUUGAACGGCUUGGCGAUGAGAGCAAUACAAGAAUUUGUUGUGCGCCUUCGACCUUGGCGCGCGUGUGCCCAACUACGGCGGCAUAUGCAGUCUUUACCUCUGGCUCCUCAGGAAAGCCGAAAGCGAGUGUCGUGGGGCACGAAUCUUAUGUCACAGGUGCAAGAGCACACAGUAAAGCGUUCGGUCUGGCCGAGGGCUCUCGAGUGCUUCAGUUCGCAUCAUUUGCCUUCGAUGCAUCGGUCAUGGAGAUACUAACUACUCUCAUGGUGGGCGGCUGCAUUUGUAUACCCUCCGAUAAGGACCGGCAAGAGAGGCUUCUCGACUUCAUACAGGAUGCCCAAGUCAACUGGGCAUUGCUCACGCCCUCCGUAGCACGAACCCUUGACCCCGAGAAGGCGGCACCUCUAAAGACUCUUGUUCUAGGUGGUGAAAGUCUGUCGCCAGCUGAUGUGCAGAAAUGGUCCCCAUAUGUGAAGUUGAUGAGUGCCUAUGGACCGUCUGAGUGUUCUGUUAUUGCGACUGUACAGAAUUCUACAACGACCUUGAUGAAUGAGCCAACCAAUAUUGGCCGCCCCACCGGCGCACGAGCUUGGAUAACCGAUCGAUACAUUUCUGACCGGUUAGUCCCUGUCGGUGCCGUAGGAGAGCUGCUCAUUGAGGGCCCCAUUGUAGGCCAGGGUUAUAUAGGUCGGCCGGAGCUUACGGCGGCCACCUUCAUUUAUGACAUGCCCUGGAUGAAGCACGUAUCCUGCUCACAGAGAAGACCCCUUUACAAGACCGGAGACCUUGUCAGAAUGCUCACUGAUGGAACAAUACUAUACAUGGGACGCAAGGAUCGUCAGGUCAAGCUCCGUGGACAGCGAAUUGAGCUAGCUGAAGUCGAAUAUCAUGUACGACAGUGUUUCCCUGGCAUGCCAGAUGUCUUCGCCGACGUCGUGCCGAGUAAUGAUGCGGACCAGGCAUACUUGAUUGCAGCGGUCUCGCAGCCCACCCAAGAUGAGCAUGAGUUUGCAUCUGCUGUGUCUAUCACGGAGAGCCAGUUGCAACAAGCUGUACCUCCAUUCAUGCGUCCAUCAUUUUUACUUCGCCUUCAAGAGGUGCCACGACUACCAAGUGGAAAGGUAGAUAGAUCGCGCAUACGACAGCAGGGCAUAGACUUUAUGAAGAAACAGCGGGAUGAAUGCAAUAGCGUUGAAAAGGAUUGGAAAGCAACAGACCUUAGUCCAGAGGAGCAAAAACUACGCGAGCUUUGGUCCGAGUUGCUGCAUUGCCGUGCAGGGGCUAUUGGACCCGAUGAUGACUUCUUCUCCCUGGGAGGUGAUUCAAUUACGGCGAUGAAGUUAGUGUCUGCAGCUCGGGCACAGGGUCUCCAUGUUGCGGUGGCAGAUGUAUUUGCGCAUUCUCAGCUACGCGAGCUCGCCAGUUCUGUCGCCGGUAAUCGCGAGGAGCCACAUGGAUACGAACCAGCCAGACCACUCGUGGCCCCAUUUUCGCUCAUUCCAAACGGCCGCGAGGCAGAAAUACAAAACCAGGCUAGUGUACAGUGCAGCAUUGAUCAGGUAGAUAUAGAAGAUAUCUACCCCUGCACGGCUAUGCAGGCCGGGAUGGCAGCCCUGACAGCUGAGCGAGCGGGAGCGUAUGUUGCUCACCAUGAGUACAGCAUUCCAUCAGACAUCAAUCUUGAACGUUUACGAUAUGCGUGGGAGAAGGUGGUCACCCACCAUCCUAUCCUUCGCACUCGUCUCAUCCAGACUACGGACCUUGCUUGCUGGCAAGUUGUUGUCCGGAACCAGGCGUUAGGAUGGACAGAAUCAUGGAGUGCUGGAAAAGAGGGCUUUGCCCUGGGAGGACUGGAUGCUAUAGGUGACCGUGACGAUGGAAUCUUUGGUGUUCCAUUGUUCAAUGUAAGAGUCAGUAGAGGGGAUAGUUGCAAGCUGACUCUCACAAUGCAUCAUGCGGUGUACGACGCGUGGACACUGCCACAGUUCCUCCACUGCGCCCACAUGGCCUACAUUUCCGAUGAGUACCUUCCAGCUGACCCAGUUCCCUUCCAGCAAUUCAUUGCAUACACCUGCUCGCAGGUCGAAGAUUCAUUAGCCCACUGGCGGACUGAAUUCAACGGUCUGGACGUUGAGCCGUUUCCCAUGGUUCCGUCAAUAUCAUAUCGCGCGAAGGCAAUAAGCCAGGUUGAGCAUUACAUACCAAUUGAGGCAGCUAAAGAGACUAGCGUCACACGCACCGCUGCCGUUCGUCUCGCAUGGGCCUUGGUACAGGCACAAUACCAGAGCAAGUCAGAGAUUGUUUAUGGUGUUGUUUCUUCAGGCCGAACAGCUCCUCUUCCAGGUGUCGAGGCAAUAAGUGGCCCGACCCUAUGUGCAUUUCCCCUGCGAGUUAGCAUCGAUACGAACGAGCAGAUUUGCAAGGCACUGAAGGAUCUCCAAACUCGAACUGCUAAAUUCGCCUGUUUUGAACAUGUUGGCUUGCAGCAGAUCGCGAAAUUGGGACCGGAAGCAAUGCGUGCCUGCUCCUUCCAAACGUUACUGAAUGUUGAGCCAGCAGAGGACUUUGUUGACAGCCCUGCUUAUAAGAACUUGUUUGACACUAUCGGAGUCAAAGCCAAGGAGGGAGCCUUUGCAUCAUAUGCUGUUGUGCUCAACUGUGUGUUGAAGGCAGAUUCUAUCACAGUUACAGCUACGUUCGACGAUCGGGUUAUCUCCCGUUGGAAGAUGGGGCAUAUCAUUAGCCAGUUCAGCCAUAUCCUGCAAGGCAUUUACCAAAGGCCGCAGUCACCGGUACGCGACAUUCUCGGGGAGCUUAAUCCGUCCAGUAUGCAGCAAUUGAAGACCUGGAAUGUCGCAAUCCCAGACAUGAUACGCGAAACGGUGCCUGGCGCCAUACAACAACAGUGCUCACGGCAGCCACUAUCUCCUGCAGUUUUUGCUUGGGACGGCAGCUUCACAUAUCGCGAUCUCGACAGAUGGUCUAAUAAGGUCGCCACCAUUCUACAACGUCAUAAGAUCCAUCCAAAGAGUCUAGUUCCCGUGCUUAUGGACCGGUCCCGUUGGGUAAUGGUGGCUAUGCUAGGCAUCAUCAAAGCAGGAGCAGCAUUCGUCUUGCUAGAACCGUCAAACGCUCCCGCCCGCCUGCGCCUUAUUUGCAACGACAUACAGGCCUCGAUCAUAUUGACCACAGCGCAAAAGUUGAAGGAGGCACAAGCACUGGUCUCAAAUACACUGGUGGUUGAUGGGGGGCUGGAAGACAGUUCUCCGAGCAUCACAACUGAUACAUCUGGGUGGUGUCCGAGUCCCAAUGAUGCCCUGUAUUGUGUCUUUACAUCCGGCUCAACCGGUAAGCCGAAAGGCAUCAUUAUCAACCAUGGACCCUUUGUCACAAUGAGUCAAGAGUACGCACGGCGGACAAGAAUAACGCCGGAUGCCCGAAUUCUGCAUUUUGGAUCAUAUGCUUUUGAUGUUAGUAUUCUGGAAACGCUGAGCACACUCAUCGCAGGGGCUUGUGUCUGCGUUCCAUCAGAGGCAGGGCGCAAGGAGCGAUUCGCUGAAGCAGUACAAGACCUCAGGCCCUCACAUGCGUUACUAACGCCGUCACUGGCGCGUGUGUUACCUCAGAAUGCCUUAGGCUCUGUACAUACCUUAAUGCUAGUCGGAGAAGCAGCUCGGCGCGAUGACUUCGUCAAGUGGACGGGGAAACUUCGCUUGAUGAAUCUCUACGGGCCCGCCGAGUGCACAAUCCUGUCAUGCAUGCAAUCCAAUUGUACCCCUGAGACCACACCAGCCAGCAUCGGACAUCCCGUCGCUAGCAUUGGAUGGAUCACUGAUCCACGGAACCCUUAUCAACUGGUUCCCAUCGGUGCUGUAGGUGAGCUAGUUUUGCAGGGCCCUCUGCUUGGUCGGGGAUACCUGAACGACCCAGACCAAACGGCUGCCGCAUUCUUCAGGGGACCGGCAUGGUUAGAUGGGCUUGGGCUAGAGGGCAAUGGGACUCGAUCUAUGGUGUAUCGCACCGGUGAUCUGGUCUGCUACGAGGAUGACGGCUCGCUGGUGUACCAUGGACGGAAGGACACACAGGCGAAACUCCGAGGCCAGCGCUUAGAACUUCAGGAGGUUGAGGAGCAGAUUCAGCGAUCUUUCCCCGGCAUACUGACUGACGUCGUUGCCGAAAUCGUAACACCCAUUGAUGCCCGGGGAGCCCCUUGUUUGGUUGCUUUUCUCGCCGUUGCAGGGAAAGGACAGAACACCGCAAGGCCACCCGAGCAUGGUGAACACCCACUUGACAUUGUUGCAGUCCCCAACUUUUCGGACCACGUCAAGUCGACUGAAUCCAGACUAUCAGAGAGCCUCCCGGACUAUAUGGUGCCCAGUAUCUUUGUCCCCUUGAGGCAAAUGCCCCGUACUGUCGGCGGCAAAGUCGAUCGCCGGGGACUGAGACAGGCAGCUUCAUCAAUGACACGCCAGCAGCUGGGACGGGAGAGUACCGGCGCCGCUCCAGAAAGGCAGAAGACAGUAUUGUCCGACACGGAGCGGCUUUUACAGUCGAUCUGGGCACGAGCUCUUGGGAUUUCGCCCGAGAAUAUCGGGGCAGAAGACAGCUUCUUCAGACUGGGCGGAGAUUCCAUAUCUGCAAUGCAGGCCACGAGCCAAGCGCGUGCAGCAGGCAUUGAACAUGCCGUGGCAGACCUCUUCCAGUGGAAGUCUAUCAGUCGUAUCGUGGAGAAGUUUGCCCAAUUCAUACCUGUGCGUCAGGCCACUGGGCACCAAGCUGCCGAAAAGGACCGUCAAGAGGAAGGGGAUGUUGGUGCCGGUGUCGAAACACCUUCGACGGACAACGCCGAGGAGCUAUUACCUUGUACGCCUGUCCAACGAGGAAUAUUGCUGACACAAAUGCAAGACCCCCUCAGCUAUGCUCCCCAUUUCAUUUGGAAGAUUCAGGGUAACUCCGACGCCCCAGUCGAUGUUGAUCGUCUGGCAGGGGCAUGGCAACAGACUGUAGCCCGGCAUUGCGCACUGAGAGUCGUAUUCGAGAAUGAUACGAGGGUCGAUAGUGAUGGCUUCCAGCUACGGUUAUUCCCUCACAUUGAUGCACCCAUUUACAUUCUUCCUGAGUCACCAGUCGACAGCAAGGGUGUGCCUGGCUGCCUGACUCAAGAAGACGUCCGACGAGAUAGUGACAUCCCACACCAAUUCACCAUUUGCGGCAUGGCGAAUGGGGUUGUGUUCUGCCGGCUAGACAUUAACCAUGCCAUUAUUGAUGCGACAUCCGUCUCAUUGCUGGUUCAGGACCUAAUGUCCCUUUACGACGGUCAAGUUCUCCCCUACGGCGCGCAGGAUGCAUAUCGUGAAUAUCUUCAUUUCGUCCAUAAGCAGCCCCAAGAGCCGGCACGUGCAUACUGGAGCUCGUACCUGAUGGGACUGCAGCCCCUGUCUCUUCCAUAUCCCUGGGUCGCAGAUGACAGGACUAGCAAGCCCCUGGAGCGGCUGGAGGUUCCUCUGGCCUGCAGUGGGUCGGACAUUAACAUGUUCUGUCGACAGACAGACUGGACGGCUUCAAACCUCCUCUACUUCGCUUGGGCUAUGGCCCUAGGCGUCUUCUCUGGGUCUGAUGAUGUUUGCUUUGGGGCACUGACCGAGGGGCGCCAUGUCCCAGUACAAAACAUUCAGUACACCGUUGGACAGAUAGCCAACAUGGCAGUGUGCCGAGUACGUCUGACACCGCAUCUAUCCCUUGAUCAGGCUGCUCUUUCUCUGCAAGACAACUAUGGCCACAUCCUAUCUUAUCAAACCUUCCCAUUAUCGGAGAUCGCCCGAGCGGCAGGUGUAACGGUGCAAGAGCUGGCCUCCACGGCUAUCAACGUCCAAUAUGCCCUUCCUGAUACUGAAUCUGAACAAAGCAAAUCCUCCCUCACGUUUGAGCCAAUAGGUGGACUUGAUCCAACAUCGCAAGAUAUUAUGCUCUAUGUCUUGAUAGACCAACAUGGGGAUGUCCGAGUAUCUAUGUCUUACCGCCCCUCCCGAGUAUCAACCGUCUUGGCCACGCAAUUAGCAGACUACUUUGCAGAGGCAAUCUCGCUUAUUCUUCGUGAUCCCCGUGCAAAGAUCGGUGACUUACACCUGCUGAGCGCCAAUGAUCAUAAACGAUUGUUGCGCUGGAACGCUGCACUGCACGAGCCACAGCCCCAAUGUGUGCAUCAGGCAGUCACUCAAUGUGCCCAGCGACAUCCGAGUGCUCUAGCUGUCUGUGGAUUCGAUGGCUCCUUCAGCUAUGCUGAGCUGGAGAUCACGAUGGACCGCGGUGGCGAUGCUGGCAGUGAUGAAGCCGGCGGUACCUUCGUGCCAUUAGACCCAACACAUCCUAUCACCAGGCUUCAAGAGCUUUGUCGGCGCGUAGAUGCUCGCUUCGUUCUUACUUCAGUGGCCCAAGCAAGUAUGAGUCCCCAGUUGGCGGCCGACGUAAUUGUGGUUGGGGAUAGGAACUAUGAUCACUACGCGAGAACGGCAGACCUACCAGCAGUUGUUGACCCUCAACAACCAGCGUAUGUGCUCUUCACAUCGGGAACUACAGGGUCCCCCAAAGGAGUUAUGGUCCCACACGUAUCGUUCAUUUCUGCCGCUCAGGAGCAGAUGCGAGCGUUCUCCCUUGGCCUCGGGUCUCGCGUAUUACAGUUCUCUUCAUACGCGUUUGAUGUGUCUGUGAUGGAAGUCCUCACGACGUUGAUGGCGGGAGGCACAGUGUGCGUCAUUUCCGAGUCAGAACGCAGCCGCAUGCUGCUGGAUGGUGUAUGUCCGAAAACAGUUACCCAUGCGUUUGUGACGCCGUCCAUUGCUGGGAUGCUUGAUGCCGGCAGAGCAUCAUGGGUAGAAACACUAGUCCUCCUGGGCGAGCCCAUGUCUACCUCACAUAUUCAACAAUGGGCUAAUUCCUCUUAUCUGAUGAAUGCUUACGGUCCAACUGAGUGUUCUGUCUUGAACACCGCAACAUCCCGCAUUGUCCCCGGUUGCGAUCCGAAGGACAUGGGCUACGCCCUAGGGGUACACUUCUGGGUGGUUGACCAGAACGACCACCAUCGACUGCUUCCCAUCGGUGCCGUUGGAGAGUUGAUUAUCGGUGGUCCACCCGUCGCUAAGGGCUACAUCAAUGACCCCAAGAGGACCGCCGACGCAUUUAUUGCGCCCCCUAGUUGGUUGCAAGCACUCUUCCCGAAGGACAUAUCGUCCUGGCGCCUGUACAAGACUGGUGACUUGGUCCGAUACGACAUAUCAGAUGGUACUUUGCGAUACGAGGGCCGCAAAGACCGGCAAAUUAAGGUACGUGGGCAGCGCGUGGAGCUCGAGGAUAUCGAGUAUCAUACGGCCCAAUGCUUUCCUGGUGCAGCAGACGUGGUUGUCGAGCAGAUCAUGCUGCCUCAGGAUCCAGAAACAGCUCCAGGUGCUGAGUCCUCAGUGCACCCUCGAAUCGUCGCCUGUGUCCAUGGGAAGCACCUCUCUGAGCAGUCAACGUCGGAUUCGUCGCUAGAGCGUGACUUGUUAACCACCCCAAGCCGUGAAUUCGAUGACGAUGCAGCGAUCGCAGUGCAACGGCUUCGAGACGUUCUCCCUAGCUUCAUGGUCCCCGAUCUGUUCUUACCUAUGGUUUGUGUCCCACGCCAAAAGUCAGGCAAGACAGAUCGUCGACGUUUGCGAGAGGCAAUAGUAGCACUCCGCUCCAAGGAUCGCACGUCCGCAUCGUCCACGACAAAACCAAGCAAGGGAUCACCUCAAACUGCCACUGAAAAGAAGUUCCAGGCGAUUCUAAGCCAGCUUCUCAAGAUUCCUCUGCACAAUAUCGGUGUCGAUGACAGCCUCUUCCACCUCGGCGGCGAUUCGAUCAUCGCUAUGAAGAUUGCGGCCCAUGCCCAGGCUAGCGGCCUUGAUAUCACCCCUCAUAAGGUCCUUCGAGAUCCUACUAUUCGGGGCUGGGCUUGUGCCGUAGAUGGAACGCAUCCCCCAACCUCUGUUUCACGCAAGAGCACGACUAUAUCCCUCGUUGCAGACUCUGAUUUGGCAGAAGUCCAGCGAGUAUUCUUCAACAAAGCGCCUCCCUUCAGUCACGACAACGUCCAGAGCGUUCUGCCUGUACUAGAUAGUCAAUCUUACUAUCUAGAUUCCUCGUCGAUAGUGAACUUCGCAGAACUGUUCCCAACAUCUCUUGAUACCAAUCGUCUGCGGAAGGCCUGUAGCACCGUGGUAUCCCAAUACAGCAUUUUGCGGACGGUCUUUGUCACUGUGGACCACCAAUUCUUCCAGGUGAUCCUACGGAGCCUUGAGCCAGAGUUCACAGAACUGGAAGUUGAGGACCCAGAGGCAUACUUACAGUUGGAAACGAAGCGACAAGCGACUCCGUCUACGCCACUCGGGACUGUCCCU